UAAAACAGGGCCGGGGAUUUUACUUCCUUAGAAUAAAAUUUCCUACACACUGCGGCCCUUCAUUCUCCUCUACCAGCACUUAUCCUAAGACCUUCUGCGUAACAGUAAGAAUGCAACUUCUCCGAGCCAUUAGAGUAGCGUCUCUCGCUUUAACCUCCUUUCCACUUGGCAUCCACGCGCAGGUCGUCACGUCAAACCAGAACCUAACACUCCGCUUUUUCCAGAGCGACCAACAAGACUCAUGCGACUAUGCUAACUCCAACCGCGCCCUGACCUUCACUACAUCAAGCAUACCCGUCCUAGGCCAAUGUUUCGACUUCGUGGACCUCUUCAGCGGAAACGCCACACAGGGUUUCAUCAACCAGACUCGGAAUCAGGGACAGAACGCCUGGGGCGAGGCAGGCAUCCAUUGGCAACUUGAAAACACCGACACAUUUGACCCGCAAGCGAACUACUCCCGAGUUCUGUAUCGCCAGCAUAUAACAAACCCCACGACGGACGAGCAAAAACCUGGGCAUUAUGCAGAUCGCCAAGUGACGAUAUAUGGAGGACCGAAAUGUACGGAAGCGGAUCCGAACAGCAACACGACGUUGUUUCCUUGGUAUGGAUUCAGCUGUUGGAGUGAGGACAAAGGGAGCUGCGGCACGCUUCCGUAUAAGAUUGCUAGUUUUUAUAUUCGAGCGGGGAAGGAUGAGCAGAGUCAAGGUCGAAUGGGUACUUGUUGGGUGUUUGCGGAGUGCGGCGCUGCUACGAGUCUUCUUUUGUCUUCCCGUGCUAUGGUGGGAGCUUUCAUUAGUGCAUCUUUAGCUAUCUGGCUAUCUAUGUAGGGAGAAGAGGGCAAACAAAGUUACUUAGCCAUCAUGGUUCGAGAGCUCCUUACGCGAGGAUACUUAGACUUAUGAUCCUGAGACAAGUCCAUGGGACUGAUAAUCAUCAACAAGAACAAUGAAGACUCGC
This is a messenger RNA of Westerdykella ornata, 957 nucleotides long. RefSeq lists its product as uncharacterized. The coding region runs from base 111 to 827 and encodes 238 amino acids. The transcript has 2 exons. The record is from RefSeq and is a predicted model, not a curated record. Lineage: Eukaryota; Fungi; Ascomycota; Dothideomycetes; Pleosporales; Sporormiaceae.